UCGCUACGACGUGUCUUUUGAUCUACGUCACUGUCAACGGACAAGGUCGUGAUUGUACUAGUGGAAUUGGAAUUGGUCAAACACUAGUGAACGAUUAGUGAGCGAAAAAAUCUUGACAUACUCAUAGUCAUGGCCGAUAAGUACGAAGACGACGAUUUAGUUCCUGAAUCCGUAGAAGGGUACGUGGUUGGAGAAAAGAAAACUGUCGAGGAAUAUACCAAACUUGAUGCCGAAGAUGAAAGUUUAGCUAAAUGGAAAGCUUCAUUAGGAUUAACUGCUAAUUCCACUCCAUAUCCAGUUAAAGCUGGAGAUCAAAGACGAGUAGUACUUGUAGAAAUUGGAUUAGAAUUCCCAGAACAACAAGAACUUGAACCUAUUUUCUUUAAUAUGGAAGAUGCACAGGGUAAUACCAUUAAUAAAGAAAUUAAAUUUACUAUUAAGGAAAAAUCAGUAUAUCAAUUAGUAUUAAGAUUUAGAAUUCAAGGAGAAAUUAUUACUGGAUUAAAAUAUCUUCAUUCUGUUAAAAAGGCUGGAAUUAGAGUCGAUAAGGUUGAAGAACCUUUAGGAUCUUAUGCUCCUAAUACUGUAGAAAAUCCUUAUUAUGAAAGAAGAUUUGCUGAAGUUGAAGCCCCUUCUGGAUUAUUGGCUAGAGGAGGAUGUUCAGCCAUUACAAAAAUCAUUGAUGAUGAUAAAACUGUUCAUUUAACAUUCCCAUGGUCUUUCACCAUCACUAAGUAGAUCAGAUCAACUAUAUAGUAUCUAUCUAUCUAUC
Scheffersomyces amazonensis is the source of this 772-nucleotide messenger RNA. RefSeq names its product Rdi1p (gene RDI1). Gene Ontology annotation, molecular function: Rho GDP-dissociation inhibitor activity; protein binding. Bases 130 to 738 code for a protein of 202 amino acids. The record is from RefSeq and is a predicted model, not a curated record. Gene Ontology annotation, biological process: Rho protein signal transduction. Gene Ontology annotation, cellular component: membrane; cytoplasm; cytosol. The transcript has a single exon. Lineage: Eukaryota; Fungi; Ascomycota; Pichiomycetes; Serinales; Debaryomycetaceae.